AUGCCGGAGAGUGAGAGCCAGGAUUCAGUGUGGGUUGAGGGAUUUGGUGCUGAGGUUGAUCUGGGUGUCAUCGGCAUAGCAGUGGAAGUCAAGAUUGAAGUGAUAGAGGAUCUGACCAAGGGGGAGGAUAUAGAUGAUGAAGCUUCCCUGCAGGUGGAGAUCACACCGAUGCAAGGAGAGAUCAGCGUGGGGGAGUCCAAAUUCUUCCUCUGCGAAGUUGUUGGAGACGCAAAGGACAUUGAUUGGUAUGCCCCGAACGGCGAGAAGCUCUUACCGAACAGACAGGACAUCAUUGUGAACCGCAACGACGAGUCCUCGUCCACCCUCACUAUCUACAAUGCUGAUGUGGACAAUGCUGGUGUCUACAAGUGUGUGGCCAAAAAUGCAGACAAGGAGUCUCAAGGCACUGUCAACGUGAAAAUCUUCCAAAAGAUAACCUUCAAGAACGCCCCUUCCCCACAGGAGUUUAAUGAAGGGGAUGACGCUGACAUCAUCUGUGACGUCGUCAGCUCGCCUCCCGCCAGCAUCAUCUGGAAGCACAAAGGCUCAAAGAUCCAAGUUACAAAAGACGUUCGAUUUAAGAUCAUGGGCAACAACCACCUCCAGAUCCGAGGCAUCAAGAAAACGGAUGAAGGGGCGUACACCUGUGAGGCUCGUGUUAUGGCCAGGGGAGAGAUUGACCUAAAGAUCAUCAAGGUCAUCGUCAACGUGCUCCCUAGCAUCCGCACCAGGCAGUCGGAGGUGAAUGCCACGGCGGACAUCAACCAGUCUGUGAUGCUGGCCUGUGACGCUGACGGGUUCCCUGAACCCACAGUCACCUGGGCCCGUAACAACAUUGUCCUUGAAUCGGACGAUAAAUACAGCUUGAAUGACGACGGCUCGGAGCUGAUAAUAAAGGAUGUCAAGAAAGUGGAUGAAGGAGAUUACACAUGCAUCGCCCGGAACAAGGCUGGGGAGAAGGAGGAGGAAGUCAGCUUGAAUGUGUUCGUGCAACCCAAGAUCACCUACCUGGACAAUCAGACUGCAUCAGAGCUGGAGGAGCAGAUCACCCUGACCUGCGAGGCCUCUGGAGACCCCACCCCCACCAUCACCUGGAGCUUUGGCCGGAGGUUCUUCACAGAGGGAGAGCAGGAGCCUCUAAACAGGAUUUACCAGGCUUCUUGGACUCGGCCUGAGAUGUUCGAGAGUCUUGAUGGGAACGUAAUGGUGCGUAGUCACGCACGGGUGUCCUCUCUAACCCUGAAGUACGUCCAGUUCACCGAUGCUGGCCAGUACCUCUGCACUGCCCGCAACUCCAUUGGCCAGGACCAGCAGACCAUGUACCUGGAAGUGCGCUAUGCUCCUAAGAUCCAGGGCUCAGUGACGGUCUACACCUGGGAAAGGAACGCAGCCAACAUCAGCUGUGAGGUUCUGGCCCAUCCGGGGGCCUCGGUGGUGUGGUUCAGAGAUGGUCAGCAGCUGCCUAGCGCGAACACCACCAACGUCAAGAUCUACAACACACCAGCCGUUAGCUACCUCGAGGUCACCCCAGAUUCCCAGAAUGACUUUGGAAGCUACAACUGCACAGCCACCAACUUAAUUGGAACAGAGUCCAAGGAGUUCCUCCUCAUCCAAGCAGAUGUGCCGUCGGCGCCCGCCAUCGAGCGCGUGGAGCCUUUCUCCAGCACAGCCGUCGUAGAGUUUGAGGAGCCUGAUGCCAGCGGCGGAGUUGCCAUCCUCAAGUAUCGGGCCGAGUGGCGCAUGAAGGGCCUAGACUGGACCGGCAGGGAGUACGACGCAGAGGAUGGCCUGAGCAUGAUCACCAUCGUUGGCCUGAAGCCCGAGACCUUCUAUGAGGUCAAGAUGUCUGCCAUCAACGGCAAGGGUGAGGGCGAGAGCAGCCCUCCCCAGAACUUCAAGACAGAGCCAGUCCGGGAGCCCAGUCCCCCUAAGCUGGAAAGCAAGCUGCAGACCAUGGGCAACGCCCUCAAGGUCAACUGGAUCAAGCAGGACGAUGGGGGCUCGCCCAUCAAACAUUACCUGAUCAGAUACAGGGCUAAGCACGUUUCGGACUGGAAGCCGGAGAUCCGUCUGCCCCAUGGCAGUGAGUACGUGGUGCUGAGCGGCCUGGACUGGAACACGGAGUAUGAAGUCUACGUGGUGGCCGAGAACCAGCAGGGCAAGUCCCAGCCCGGCACCAUCUCCUUUAGGACUGCAGCAGAGCCUACCGCCAUCCCAGACACCAUGACUAGCGGCUCAGGCCUGGGCACGGGGGCCAUCGUGGGGAUCCUCAUCGUGGUCUUUGUGCUGCUGCUGGUGGGUGUUGACGUGACCUGCUACUUCCUCAACAAGUGUGGCUUCCUCAUGUGCAUUGCUGUUAAUUUUUGCGGCAAGUCUGGACCUGGAGCAAAGAACAAGGACAUCGAGGAGGGCAAAGCGGCAUUCAUGAAGGACGAGUCAAAGGAGCCCAUCGUGGAGGUGAGGACAGAGGACCGCACCCCUAACCAUGAAGGGGGGGGACCCACAGAGCCCAAUGAGACCACCCCUCUUACCGAGCCCGAGCCCACUGCUGACACUACUGCCACCGUGGUGGACUUGCUUCCCUCUAUCGCCACUAACUCUGACCCCGUCACUGAGAGCUUUAGCACAGCCCAGAACAGCCCAGCUAGCGAGACUACCACCCUCACUUCCAGCACAGCUGCCCCGACCGAGGCCAAAACUGCCCCUAAUAGCACCCCUGCCCCCAUCAUCCAGUCCAGCACGCCCAAAGCUAGCGCUCCCGCCGCUCUGCCUGCCACACAAUCUGACGUGGCUCCCCUCGUCGACCUAAGCGAGGCUCCAAAAGCCACGCCCUUGUCCGACCCCAAGCCCGCCACCCCCGCAACCUCUUCCUUAGAGCCAGCCAAGGCCACCUCUAACCUCCCCUCUGCCAAAGCCGAUGCAGCUUCACAGAGCCAGCCCGAACCCGUCCAAAGCACCCCUGCCAGCGACAGUCAGAAUAAGGACUUACAGAUAGACUGCCUGGCCAAGGAUGUGUUUGAUACACUGGGCAAAAGCUCAGAGGCCCCAGCAGACUCCACUGCUGCUCCCGCACCGGCCAAGGACGACGGGAAAAUCAUGACAGAAGAUAAAAGUAAAGUGCCAGAGAUGGAGACAGAGGUGAAGAAAGCCCCGACCGAGGUGAAGACCGUCCCCAAUGAAGCUGCUCAGACAAACGGCAACGAGAGCAAAGCAUGA
Molecule: messenger RNA, 3216 nt
Organism: Salvelinus namaycush (lake trout)
Lineage: Eukaryota; Metazoa; Chordata; Actinopteri; Salmoniformes; Salmonidae
Product: neural cell adhesion molecule 1-like
Exons: 22
Coding region: 1-3216 (1071 amino acids)
Biological process (GO): cell adhesion
Cellular component (GO): membrane; neuron projection
Molecular function (GO): protein binding
Source: RefSeq, a predicted model, not a curated record